AUGAGGCCACCAAGAGGCGGCGGGUUCAGGGGAGGGAGAGACGGAGGUUUCAGGGGAGGGAGAGACGGCGGUUUCAGGGGUGGACGUGGGGGCCGUGGUGGCCGUGGUGGUUUUGGGUUUCGUGAUGAAGGCCCUCCUGAUGAAGUAGUAGAGGUUUCAGCGUUUAUUCAUGCCUCUGAGGGAGAUGCAGUGACAAAGCUAACCAAUGAGAAAAUACCAUACUUCAAUGCUCCAAUCUUUUUGCAGAAUAAGACCCAGAUAGGGAAAGUUGAUGAAAUCUUCGGUCCCAUUAAUGAAUCUUAUUUUUCUAUCAAAAUGAUGGAAGGAAUUGUGGCGACUUCUUAUGCGCCAGGGGACAAGUUUUAUAUUGACCCGGGCAAACUCUUACCUCUUGCAAGAUUUCUUCCACAACCGAAGGGACAAGCUGCAAGAGGUGGUGGUCGUGGUGGAAGAGGCAGAGGUGGUUUUGGUGGUGGCAGAGGUGGUUUUGGUGGUGGCAGAGGUGAUUUCCGUGGAAGAGGAAGGGGUAGAGGUCCACCUAGAGGUGGCGGCCGCGGACGUGGUGGUUUUAGGGGAAGAGGGAGGGGAUAA
Dovyalis caffra is the source of this 591-nucleotide messenger RNA. The record is from the annotation of a GenBank genome assembly. NCBI's taxonomy places the organism in Eukaryota, Viridiplantae, Streptophyta, Magnoliopsida, Malpighiales, Salicaceae.